Zootermopsis nevadensis is the source of this 2883-nucleotide messenger RNA. Its product is annotated as UPF0235 protein C15orf40 homolog. The record is from RefSeq and is a predicted model, not a curated record. Gene Ontology annotation, cellular component: cytoplasm. Lineage: Eukaryota; Metazoa; Arthropoda; Insecta; Blattodea; Termopsidae.
UUCUUAUCAGAUUUAUGAACCUACAAGGACUUUCUUCUUUUCUGUAAUACAUAUGUAUUAAUUGUUGCACACAGACAAAAACAUGAGUUGAAAAAUUCUGAAUAUUUAUGGUUUCAUAAUGUAAAUUUCCAUAUCCAUUUGAAUGCCAAAUGCAGUUAAGAAGUCGAUUAUUCAGUCAUAUUCAAAGUGAAUCCAUUCAGUGUUUGCAUAAUUACUAAAGCUGGUCACACACUAAGGUAUAUAAACAUGUUGACUAAGCUCUUGGCUUAUUCAUUCACUCAAUAUCUAAAUUCCGAAAGGCUGCAGAACCAUCAAUGUAUGAUAUCAGAGAGAUUGUAUAAUUGUGUAGGUUGGUAGAAGUUUUUGGAGGUACUUGCCAUAAAGGCAGAGGCAGCAAGUACUAUUCUUCCAAAAUGUACAAGACGAACAGUAAUAACAUCCAGAAUAUACCCAUCUUCAUAUUUUUUCUGUCGAUGCUACAUUACCCGUAUAGUUGAAACAGCGUAUUUAAACCCAGUAUUCACUAAUACUUUACACAAUGAGGCUGUGUACUGAGUUAAACUGCCUUUGAGAUCUAGUGACAUGCUUUUGUGAACCUAAAAGUGGCGAAUUUUUUGGUCAGUUAUUCCUCAGAUUUUGGGUGUCUGUGCUGUGACACUGUGGUUUCAUAGGUAAUUACUGACGUUUCGGAGGGGUGCUGCCUCAAUUUCCCAGGUUAUGUUGUCACGCUAGGACGGUAAUUUGUGGGUUAGGUUAGGUGAGACAUCAGGUAAUUAAAUAAGGAAUGGUAAGAUUACGUUGAAUUUUUCAUGUGAGAGGUUAAUUGAGGCGAGACAAACUGAUGGAGUUAAUUUGCUACGGUUAGAAAAUACUGGUUUGGAAAAUGUAAGUUCUAAGGAAGGCUUUAUAUGCUUCUAAUGAACGCUGCAAAGAACUCAUGAGGAAAUAUGUAUAUUUCGGUACGGAGUAAGCUUUUUGGCUUGCUAUAAUUAAUCUUCGAUUUAUACUUCUUCCUGGUAGCAGUAGAACUGUACCGUAAUAACAUAAAGUCUGUUCUACGAAGAGAUCCAUAUAUGCCUGCGCAAGGCGCGCCGCAAGUGCCAACAUAGGCUAGAAUAGAUAGCGUUAGGUAGUCUUAAGUUUUGGUAAUCUGUGCUCGAGCGCUGGUUUUUGUCGAGCAGUGUUCCCAUGUGUAUGGAAUAGGUGCUGAAUGCUUCGUUAUGUAAAAUAUACAACUGUGUGUCACGUAUGUAAAACAUCUUUACGGAAGGAAGAUUUACACAGCUCUGGUGUAAUGUCUAAGCAGCAUUCUAAUAAAAAGAAAUCCAAAUGUUUCAGUGAAGAAAUGAAGUAAUAAGACCACAUCACUAACCAUAGGAAACAAUGUGGGCAGCAUUUCAAUGAUCAUACUAGAAGGGAUGAUAUUCUUCCUCAACACUCAGAGACAUGUUGGGAGCAAAUUUAUGAUAAACUACAAGGACUGAAUAAUGUGGAAAUUGACAGAUUCAUUGUAGGAGAGGACUCCAUGGUUGGCAUUCAUGUUGGAAGAGGCCUAUGGAGCAUGUUUCUGUGUUUACAGUGUUGAUAAAGAGGGAGACAACUCAGAAGUGCCAACCCAUUGCUGAUGGUGUAGUGUCAACUGACAAGCUUGGAAAUGUUAUUAUUAGAAUUCAAGCCAAGCCUGGUGCCAAGCAAAGUAAUAUAACAGAUAUUGGAAGUGAGGCAGUAAGUGUGCAGAUAAAUGCUCCUCCUGUGGAUGGUGAGGCAAACACAGAACUUGUUCAGUAUUUGGCAACUGUUCUUGGUCUCAGGAGAAGUGAUAUUUCACUAGACAAGGGUUCUCGGUCAAGACAGAAGAGAAUUGUCGUGACACAUGGCACUUUGACAGCAGAGGAAGUAAUGAAUAAGUUGAAACAUGAACUGGAAACGCAUUAAGAAAAUCUAUUAUUGUUAUUGACAUUUUUGUUGUGUCAUGAGAGGUGAGCAUAUCAGUCUGUUAUUUAAAAUUUGAGGUUUUUGUGGCAGUGAGAACGAUGAUGCUGUGAUUCUAGUCUUUGACACUAUAUAGAUUGAUCUGUAUCUGCCACUGACCAUGGAUGAGUCUAUGCAUUGCCAAGAUCCAGGAUAGCAUCAGCAGAUCUUUUAUUAGGUUUCUUACUGGAUGAUGAUAAUCUGGUAUUUUUGUUUUAACAAUGAUAAUGAGAAAGAUGUGGAUGGAUACAUUCUCAGUGACAGUGUUGAUUCCAAGAGAAGCACUGGAUCAUAUUUAUUUGUUGCAUGAGAAUACAUGUUCAGCUCACACACUUCAGUUGAAGUGUUUAUAAAUUCUCUAAGUAAUGGUUACACUACCAGUAUCGAGUGGUUUGGGUCCAGUAACUGAACGUAAAUGACAAAGACACUCAUGAAGAAUUAUUAGUGGUUUGAACUAAAUUUCAGGCGUAAAAAAGUUCUCUUGUACAAUACAUCAUCCUUGAACCUGGCUUUCCAGGCUUAUGUUUGUACAUGAUUUUCUUAAGCACUAUUUGUAUAAUCUUGUUGCUAAAUGCUGGAUACAAUUAUGCAAUUGAACAAGUGAAGCAUUUCAGUCUUGAAUAGUUGUCAUAUUUGUUAUGCCAUACAUCGUCGUGUGUCAUUUUCUCAUUACUGAAUUCCAAAAAUAAAGAUGCAGCCUUACAAAAAAUCAUACAUAUCUUUUAAUCUGCUGACUCUAAAAUUAAGAAAUAAAAGUAUACUCAUGCAAACAAAACAUACAAAUUGUUUCAUUUAUAAAAGCCAUAUAAAUCUGUACAAAAACUUGUUUAUUUUUCUAAUUAAAAUACAUAAUUGUUGUUACUCAUGUGACAAACACAAGCUUGCCGCAUGUAUACAACAUUGGGGAAUUUA